Messenger RNA from Papilio machaon (common yellow swallowtail), 2944 nucleotides. RefSeq names its product kinesin-like protein KIF18A (gene Klp67A). Gene Ontology annotation, molecular function: microtubule binding; ATP binding; microtubule motor activity. The record is from RefSeq and is a predicted model, not a curated record. Gene Ontology annotation, biological process: microtubule-based movement. The transcript is spliced from 8 exons. Lineage: Eukaryota; Metazoa; Arthropoda; Insecta; Lepidoptera; Papilionidae. The coding region runs from base 204 to 2795 and encodes 863 amino acids.
AUAAUACAAAACUUUCAACAGAAACCAAUUUCAAAAGUGGUGCAGGGUGAUAACUUCGUAAAAAUUGAUAAAUAUAAACCAAAGUGUAAAGAUAACAAUACUGCAAUGAUUUACUUAAUCAAUAGUGUAAGCUGACUUUAAAAAUAAAAAAUAAUCUGAGUGAUGGAUAUUUGGUGCUUAAUAAGUUAUGAACCGUGCAGAAAAUGAAUAAAGGAGUAGCUAGGUCUCAGGUUGCUGCUGUUGCUGCACCGUCCAGGUGUGGUUCCACACAAAAUAUGUCUGCAAAUGUUAAAGUUGUAGUAAGAGUGCGUCCUUUGAACGAUAAGGAAUUGGAGCAUAAUAACCAAAUCAUUGUGGAUAUUGUAGACGACAAGAUGCUGGUAUUUGAUCCCAAAGAAGAGAUACGACCAUUUUUCUAUCACGGUAUGCAACAACAAAAUAAAACCUUUUUGAAACGAGCAAAUAAAGAGCUCAAGUUUGUAUUUGAUAACGUUUGUGGGCCGAAUGCGACUAAUAAAGAUGUUUUCGAGACUUCUACUAAAGAUAUUAUAACUUCGCUUAUGGAGGGCUACAACUGUUCAGUUUUCGCCUACGGAGCAACAGGUGCUGGGAAGACUUUUACGAUGAUAGGAAAUAUAGAAAACCCUGGAAUAACUUAUUUGACUAUGGAGCAUCUAUUCCACACUAUCGGUUCUUUCGGAAAUGAGCGGGAAUUUGACAUUGGUGUCUCUUAUAUUGAAGUAUAUAAUGAAAAUGUCUAUGAUCUGCUGAAGCCCUCAAACACACCAUUACAACUUAGAGAAGACUCUAAAUAUGGAGUGAUGAUUGCUGGACUUACAUUAUGCAAUAUAAAUACAGCACGGGAACUAUUAAACUUGCUUGAGAAUGGAAACAAAAAUAGAACACAGCAUCCAACUGAUUCUAAUGCUGAGAGUUCUCGAAGCCAUGCUGUCUUUCAGGUCUAUGUAAAAAUGAGAGGCAAAGCAAGCAGUCAACUUCGUAUUGUCAAGUUGUCUAUGAUAGACUUAGCUGGAAGUGAAAGAGCAUCAGCUACAGGUUGCAUCGGAGAUAGAUUCAAAGAGGGAGCUAAUAUAAAUAAAAGUUUGCUUUCUCUUGGUAAUUGUAUUAAUAAAUUAGCUGAUGGGAGCAGUUACAUACCAUAUAGAGAUUCAAAGCUAACGCGUCUUUUAAAGGACAGUCUCGGUGGUAAUUGUAAAACUGUUAUGAUUGCAAACAUAUCUCCGUCAAAUACAAGUUACGAAGACACUUACAACACUCUGAAAUAUGCAGCCAGAGCCAGUAAAAUACAACUCAGCAUAAAGAAGAAUAUUGUAGACGGUGACAUGAGAUUAUCUCAGUAUGUGAAGAUUAAUGAGGAGUUGAAGAAAAAGGUCAAGGAAUUAGAGGCCAAGUUGUCUUUGUCGUCAGUCAAAGUUGUGGAUAAUAAGGACAAAUUAAUGGAAGAGUGGAAGCGUCGUAUACUAGAGGAGGAGUCAGCGCUGAGCCAGGUGGAGAGCAAGCUGGUGUCGCUGAUGUCCCGGCAGCGCGUGCUGGCGCUUCGCCACCGGCUGCGCACUCAGGCCUUCAGUCAUGUCGCCGACCUCGCCCACAGAUCCUCCUAUGAUGCUUUGCAACAGAUGUGUACAGAAGAAAUACCUCGUCAUGAAAGAGCGGCGGAGAAUUACGUCAAACAAUCUGCAGGCCUCGAUGCUAAAAUCAAGAUCUGCUGGACGAAGUGGUGUGAGAGUCGACAGAGAAUGCAGAGUUUGUUUAAACAAGCUUUAUCAGAAUGCUCCUCUUUGUCGGACUUUGUUGAAAAAUUAAAACUACAGAGCGAAAUGAGACUCAUUAAAGCUAGCGACGACCUCAGAUAUAAGCUACUGUGUAUAGAAAAUGAGGAGAUAAAAGCUUUUACAGAGUACAUGAGCGAUAUGCCAACUAUGCUCAAGAAGUUGUAUUUGACUCUAAAGGGAUACGGACAAGCCCCACCCGCACUCACGGCGGAGUAUCUAGAAUUGAUGAAAAAAGCUAAACUAGCUAAAGGCAUCACCUGGUGUGAUUCACAAGACGAAGGAGAUGAUCAUUUCAAAUUCAUAUCAACUUUAGAUUUAGAAAAACCAAUCAUAAAUCUAGACUUUGAUGUAAGAAAGGAUGGAACAGUAACAGAUUUGACAGAUAGUGAAGAUUUGACUGACAUUGAAAACCGUGGCCCAGUAAGAAACUCCGCUAUGAAACGUAAAGGAACACCAACAAAACUCAAAACUGAUGAAACAGUAUUAAUUGAUGACUCAAUUGAACUUUUAGACGCAACUAGAACUCUCGGUUCUGCAAAGAAAUUGAAACAAGAAUAUGACAUUCCAGUAUAUGACAAUCCAAUAGAUCCCAGUAACUUGAACUCAACUUUUGUACUGCCCGCGAAAUUAGAAAGUCUGAAAAAACAGCCAGUUAAGAAUGAAGUUAACUUAACAACAAGAUCUGCUUUUAUGAACAGGCCUGUAGUUUCUCAGAGGAUGCUUAACUUCAAUGAUAAAGGAAUAACAUUUAACAAGCCAGUAGUGGGCAAGGCAAUGCCGUUACGUCGUGUUCCACCGACGUUAAACUCUCGCCCCACUGCCGGCUUCGGCUCCAGUCUGUCCAGAGACGGCACUCCCUUACAACGAAAUACGCAAGAAGUCCCACGGAUGAAAUUCAAUGACCCGCAAAGAUCAGUUGGGUACAAAUCGUUCCGGGCAAGAGAUAGAGUACAGGCGCAUCCUUACACCAGACCCACGGGCGCGAAUACAUGGAGACAUUGAUAUUUUACAAGAUUCAAACUUUAUAACUACCCGCACUUUCCUGGUGCUGCACUGGUCGGUUGUUUUCCAUCAGACCGGUGAUCCUAAUGGGAAAAUAAAUUACCAUUGGGCCGAUUUAGUAGUCGAGGAAAGUGUGGUCAGGAGUGUAC